AUGACGAUAGUACCAACAUAUAGAAGUCUCAUUAAGCUGAUUAAAAAGGAACAACAUGUUCUAUCCUCUUAUUUAAUAAGGAAGAGAAAUGUGUCGUAUGACACAUUGGCAGGAAUUCCAUGGAUGAGUCAUAGUAGAAUCACGAAAACAUUUGAAAGGGUUUCAAAUGAAGGCCCAUAUGAUAAAAUUACAUGGGAGAAGUUAAGCGAAAGAGCAAAUAAAAUAUGUGAUAGUUUUGAUAUAAAAGAAAUUGGAAGAAUAUUAUAUGCAUAUUCGAAAGUGAAAUAUCGAGAUGUAAAAAUAAUUUAUAAAUUUAUUGAAAGAAUAAAAAAUCAAGACAUAAAAAAUAUGGAUUUGUUAGGUUGUGCACACAUUUGUCAUUCUUUAAACACAUUAAAUUAUUUUGACAGAAAAUUAUUUGAGAUGAUAUUAUCUCAAUUUAUGAGAUUACCAAUUGGCGACAAUUCAUUUCCUCUUGUUAUAACAUUAAACGCAUUUACAAAACAUUGCAAUGAUUAUAGGUUUCGUGAAUUAACUUUGAAGUUGCUAAUUUUUGUAUUAACCAAUUUUGAUAAAUAUAAAAAGUCUUGUUCCCCCCAAGGACUCGCUAUGAUUCUUAACUCAUUUUCUCAAGUAAUCAAACCAUCACCUGCAUUUUUACAAAAUCAAAAUGAAAAAUUGGAAAAAAUAUACAUAGAUGAAUAUGUAACACAAAAUCAGAAUGAUAAUCACCCAGUUUCAUCUCUCCGUGGGAGGAAAAUUGUUAGUAUAACUCAUGAAAUGAAGCUGGAGGAGGAAGGGGUUGAAGAUGUCACAAAAGAGGAAGAACCAAUUAGACAGAGUGGAAAAACAGGUAAAAAUUGGACGCAAAAUGGGGCCCGAAGUGGGAGCAAAGUUGCAAGGACGAGUACAAGCAGCAGCAUUCCAAGUGUACUAGACGAAAAGGAACUAGAUGGAGAAAUAUUUAAUUUCGUGCAUCACGAAAGUAGGGUAGUUGAAAAUGGAUAUGGAACAGAACUCGUAGAAGAAGUUACAAACAAGUGGCAAAAGAACGAUACAUUUGUCAAACAUAGCAGCAGCAGUGCAAUGUCAGAAAUAGAUAAUAAAGGAAAAAUAGUGAAAAGGGUAGAAAGGGUGAAAUAUAAGAGUGAGGGGAAUUCAAACAAAUGUGUUGGAAAUAUGCAAGAGAGAGAAUACAAAUUGGAGGAAGGUACGUUGGACAAAUAUGAGCAAAAAGUUUUGUUAAAAAAUAUGUUCUUAAAAGUACUACUUGAAAUAACAAAAAAAAUUGAAAAAAUGAAUACCCAAUCUUUGUGUCUCAUAAUUAACGCUUGUUGUAGAAUUUGGUUUGAAAUUCCAAAGGAAUUUUUAAAAAUAACUUAUGAAGAAACGAUUAAAAAGAUUCAUCUAGCCACCAUUAGACAUUUGUCUCUAAUAAUUAAUGGAUUCAUUAAAUUGGGAGUACUUGACCCCACAUACCUUUCUGUCGUUUUUGAUGAAAUUGAAAAAAAAAUUCAUUCCUGCGAUGAGCAGCAGCUAAGCUUCAUUCUCAGCAGUAUGGUCAAGUUGGGAGAAACUAAAAAACUGGAAGGAGAUUCAAUGGGGAUAGAAGCGAGUGAUGUGUCAGGUAGUGCGUUAUCCGAUUUGUCAGAAAAAGUGACACCAACUGGGUCAUCAGUUUUGCCAUCAACUGGGUCAUCAGUUUUGCCACCAACUAGGUCAUCAGGAUUGUCACUCAGCUCACCCCACGUUAAGAAGUCUACUAAGGAGUGGAACGGUGGGAACAAAACUCAAAAGAAAAGAUUGAUGGAUAAUUUGAAUGCAAAAUUCAUUCUUCUGGCGAGAAAUAUGAAUAUAUCGAUCCUGUGCAAUAUCAUGUAUUGCUAUGCCAAACUUGAUAUUACGAAUGAAGAUAUAUUUGAAAUAUUCCAAAUAUAUUUUCUUAAACAUUUUAACCAGACUAAUUUACAUCAUCUUUCUUUAACAUCAUAUGUUUAUGCGAAAAGGAGAAUUUUAAACGACACGACAAAAAUGAUAUUGAACAAAUCAGAAAACAUUUUACGCAAAAUAAACACAACACUUGAUGUACAAACAAUGAAAUAUGUUCUCAUGCUAGUUAACAGUUUUAGUGAGAUUAAUAUAUAUUCACAUGUGUUUUCUUCGCAUCUACAUUUUAUUAUUCACCAAAGUACAUUAAAAAUUAGUGAUCAUAACGAGGGGUAUCAUCAAGAAGUAUUUACAAAACGUAGGAAUAAUAAUGCAUAUCCAAACACAAGUCUACUUAAUUGGGAUAAAAUGAAAAGUAGAGGAAUCUAUUUGUCAUAUAGGGCUUUGUCACUUUAUAGUAAUUCGAUACAAGGUGGAAAUAUGUGCAAGGAGUGA
Messenger RNA from Plasmodium gonderi, 2382 nucleotides. RefSeq lists its product as hypothetical. The record is from RefSeq and is a predicted model, not a curated record. Lineage: Eukaryota; Apicomplexa; Aconoidasida; Haemosporida; Plasmodiidae. The transcript has a single exon. The coding region runs from base 1 to 2382 and encodes 793 amino acids.